This is a messenger RNA of Sceloporus undulatus (fence lizard), 2759 nucleotides long. Its product is annotated as pancreatic lipase-related protein 2-like. NCBI's taxonomy places the organism in Eukaryota, Metazoa, Chordata, Lepidosauria, Squamata, Phrynosomatidae. Bases 200 to 1639 code for a protein of 479 amino acids. The transcript has 13 exons. Gene Ontology annotation, biological process: lipid metabolic process. The record is from RefSeq and is a predicted model, not a curated record. Gene Ontology annotation, molecular function: protein binding; triacylglycerol lipase activity.
AGGCCAUCCCACACAAACAAACUGCAUAAUUAGAAUCCAUACCCAGAAUACACACCCACCAACCUGGAUCUUCACACAGAUCAUUUUCCUGGGGAAUUCUGUUUGUCAUCUUACCUCUGAUCUUUUCAGUUGGGUACACAACGGAGAAAGAGCAUAAUAACAGCAGGAGAGAACUCUACAUGAGGAUUUCAGAGUAUUAAUGGAAAUCAGUUUGGGAAUGAUUAACGUAAUUUGGAUUGCUGUCUUUCUCCUCCUUGGCACAGUGGAAGCCAAUGAAGUCUGCUAUGAAAACCUUGGCUGCUUCUCAGAUAAACCCCCUUGGUCAGGAAUACCUGGGAGACAACUGUUUGGCUUACCUGAGUCACCUGAAACUAUGAAUAUCUCUUUUUCUCUUUUCACCAGAGAGACGGGAAAUGUGUCACAAAAAGUAUACUACAAUGAUACAUCCACAAUCAAAAAUUCUUACUUUUCUCCAUUGAGGAAAACCCGCUUUGUUAUCCAUGGAUAUACCAGCACUGGAAAAUAUGGCUGGGUUGUGGAGAUGUGUUUGCUGCUAGUGGAUGUCGAAAACAUAAACUGCAUUGCUGUGGAUUGGGAAGAAGGUGCCAAAUGCACCUAUUUCACAGCUGCAAGCAACAUUCGGGUUCUAGGGGCUGUUAUAGCUUAUUUUCUCAACUCUUUAAAGAAAAUGUAUCUAUACUGCCCUUCCAACGUCCACCUCAUUGGUCAUAGUCUUGGUGCUCAUACUGCUGGAGAAGCAGGAAGACGACUUCGAGGCAUUAUCCAAAAUUUUGCAGGCAUCGGCAGAAUAACUGGCUUGGACCCAGCUGGGAUUGGUUUUGAAGGUUUCCCAGAAAUGGUCAGGUUGGAUCCUUCUGAUGCUAAAUUUGUGGAUGUCAUCCAUACCAACGCUGGGCAGUUUCCCACUAUAGGACUUGGGAUGCUUAAUGCCACUGGUGACCUUGACUUUUACCCCAAUGGAGGAACUAUUAUGGAGGGAUGCAAUGAUGUAAUCACCCCACUGAUAGAACUUGAACUUGAAGGCUUUAUUAAAGAAAUUCGUAGUGUUGGAAACUGCCAUCAUUCCCGGAGCCAUGAGUAUUACCGGUACAGCAUUCUCUAUCCAAAGGGCUUCCUGGGUUAUCCAUGUGAAUCAUAUGAAUCCUUUGAAGAAGGAAACUGCUUUCCGUGCCCCAAGGGUGGUUGCCCAAUGAUGGGCCAUUAUGCAGAUCGGUUCCGUGGUAAAAUGAAGAAUAAUACAAAAUAUUAUUUAAAAACAGGACCUAAGGAGCCAUUUACCAGUUGGAGAUAUAAUAUAUCUGUAAAUCUAUCUGGAAAUGCAAAGGGAGAAAUCAAUAUAAUUUUUCACAACAAAGAUGGAGACACAAAGGAAUACAAAAUUGAGAGUGGAAACCUUAACCAAGCACAAAUCUACUCAAAGAUCACUGAUUUAGAAAUCAGUCCUGACAAUGUUACAAGAGUUGAGUUUAUUUGGUAUAAACAGUUCUUAACUGUACUUUGGGACCGACUGGGAGCCAAGAGAGUGACUCUAACCCGUGGAGAGGAUGGACGCAAGUCUUUCCUUUGUGGCAAUGGGACAGUAAAAUAUGGUGUUCCUCAGACACUUGCAUCCUGCUGAACCUUUAAAGCAGACAGGUGUGUUCAGGUGUACAUAUGUACACUUGUAUAUAAGAAUAAUGAAGACCAGCCAUCUUUGCUUGGCCACUGAAAGCACCAAACAUUUGAGAAUGUGGCAAGUCUUCCGUGAAGUUUUCUUUUCAUUUCAGUUCUCUACAGAAUCAAUGAUGAUUUUUUUGGAAAAUGAAAAAUCAGUAUUCAGUUAUCAAUAUUCAUUUCUUUCCUGCUGUCUAAACUCAUGAAAAAAGACAGGAUGAUUGGGGGCCACUGGGAGCCUCCAUAAGUCAAGAUGAAAAAUGGAUCAAAAGGAGAAAGAUGAUCCCCUGACUUGAGGUAUAAACACAAAUAGAGGUAUAAUACAUGGGAGAGCAGAGAGGGAAGGCUAUUCUUGCUAUCAUACUAAUCCAUCCAAGGAAGUGGUCUUGUUGGCCAUGCCAUGUUGCCUUCUGGGAUGGUUUCCAUACAGAUUCUGUGGUUUCAAUUUCCAACAGUUGCCUAGUUCUUCCUUCCUGCAGGUUUCAAUUCCCAAACCAUCUGACUUGUUAUGGGCCUUAAUUCCACCCCACCUGUUUGAGGACCAUCAUUGUACAAAAACAAACUUGAAGACUGAAGACAUGUCCAAAUAGGGAAAGGUGUGUGUGUGUGUGUGUGUGUGUGUGUUAGAGAUAUAAAGAGAUCAACGAAAUUUGUCAUACUUGAUAACAAACUGUCAGUUUCUUUUGCAAACCUAGACAAAAAGACUAAUCCUCCCCAAUUUUGCAUAUUGACUGGAUUCUGUAAAAAAAUGCCUAAAAUGUUUUUCAUAAAAUCCAUACUUUUAACACAAAUUGAAAGUUGUUCAGAAAUAUCCCAAAAUGUGAAGAAUGUUUGAAAAAUUUGUGAAAAUGCUCGUAGUCUUGCCCAGUGAGGAGAAAACAAUAAUAAUUUCUUUCAUUCUCACAUGUGUCCACGUGUGUUUAAGUGAAGAGUUACAUCCUGUGUGCCUCGGAGAGUAGCAGCACACACUUGUAUCAAGGUCUACCUCAAAUGAUAUGUACUAAUGACCACUGUGUGAUCCACUGGACUGAUAUUUCAAUGUCUGCAAAAACCACAAUAAAGGAAUUGCAUUACCGGAGCAAAAA